UUAUAGAAGAAGAAGAAGAAGAAUGUUCAUGACACGUUCAUGUUGUUUUCUUUUUCAAACUGUACGUUCGGGMAAGCAGUCUUCGUGACGGGCAGCCUCCGGAGGUGAAGACUGUAAGGCAUUGAUUUAAAGCAUAAAGCAUMAUGGAGGAGGACAAUAAACCACUACUGGACCCAGUGCGUAGAGGAAGCUACACAGACAAAGCCUCCACAGAUUCACUGGACCGAGGGGCAAGGAGGCCUUUCCACGUGGAGCAUCGGAAUAUAGUGGAGAAUGACCCCUCUGAGAGGGUGUCAGCAGAGGCCUCUGUCCUCAGCAGCAGAGUGCACUACUACAGCCGCCUCGCUGCCUCCUCUGACAGACUGCUGAGCCCUCCAGACCAUGUGAUCCCCUGUCCAGAGGAGCUCUACGUGUACAGUCCUCUGGGGAUGGCCUUCAAAGUGAAUGGAGGGGACGGAGGAGCCAAAAACCCCAGCAUCAUCACUAUUUUUGCCAUAUGGAACACGAUGAUGGGGACAUCUAUACUCAGUAUACCAUGGGGGAUAAAGCAGGCAGGGUUCACGUUGGGCACCAUCCUCCUGAUCUCUAUGGGUCUGCUGACCCUCUACUGCUGUUUCAGAGUGCUCAAAUCACCCAAGUCAAUACCGUACAUCGACACGUCAGACUGGGAGUUCCCUGACGUGUGUAAAUAUUACUUUGGGAAAUUUGGCCAGUGGUCCAGUCUGGUGUUCUCCAUGGUGUCACUCAUUGGUGCUAUGGUGGUCUACUGGGUCCUAAUGUCCAACUUCCUCUUCAACACGGGCAAAUUCAUCUACAACUAUGCGCAUAAUGUCAGCAUGUCAGAUACAGAGUUUGGAACCAACGGGUCAGAAAGAGUGAUCUGCCCGUUCCCCGACACGGGGGACCACAAAGGGAACUACAGCAGCGGCAUCAGCGGCCUCUACCUGAACAACAACAACAACUACUACUAUGGCAACGACACGUCAGACACAGCCGUGUUCGACCGCUGGUGGAGCAAGACCAACACCAUCCCAUUCUACCUCAUCAUUCUGCUGCUGCCGCUGCUCAACUUCCGCUCUGCCUCCUUCUUCGCCCGCUUCACCUUCCUGGGUACACCAUAUCGGGUCUACCUCAUCAUACUGUCACACUGAAGCUAUUCGUUAGGCUUUCACCUGAGUUUCACUGUUAUGAAAUCCACUAGUCUCUACGUCCCAGAGUUCAGGCUGCUGUUCCCUCAGCUGACUGGUGUUUCUCACCCUGGCUUCUUCAUCCACAACUGCAUAAUACUUGAUGAAGAGCACAAGCACCAGGAGAACAACGUGCGGGACUUGUCUGUGGCCUACCUACUGGUGGGACUGACGUACCUAUACGUGGGAGUGUUGAUCUUUGCUGCGUUCCCCUCCCCUCCUCUGUCAAAAGACUGCAUUGAACCAAACUUCCUGGAUAACUUCCCUAGCAGUGACGUGCUGGUGUUUGUGGCACGGACCUGUCUGCUUUUCCAGAUGACCACUGUCUACCCCCUGCUGGGCUACCUGGUGCGUGUCCAGAUGAUGAGCCAGGUCUUCGGCAAACACUACCCCAGUUUCUUCCACGUUUUCACUCUGAACAUUUUCAUCGUUGGCACUGGUGUCUGCAUGGCGAAGUAUUACCCCAACAUUGGCUCCAUUAUAAGGUACUCUGGGGCGACGUGUGGCCUGGCCCUGGUCUUUGUCUUCCCCUCUCUGGUCCACAUGAUCUCCCAGAAGCGUAGAGGGGAGCUCAGCUGGCCCUCGGCCAUCUUCCACAGCUUCCUCAUUGUCCUGGGCGUGGCCAAUGUGGCAGGACAGUUCUUCAUGUAGUUAUGCCACUACUUGGUUGGUCUGUCCCUCAAUGAAGCUGGGUCGUGUUCAUUAGUCACCAAACGGAAGAAAAUGGACAAACGGGGAGGUGGGACGACUUGGUCUUGUCCAUUGUGAAAUGCUAAUUUUAGUUUUCCGAUGCAAAAUGUUUCAACUUUCUGUUGAGUGACCUGAUGAUUACGACCCGGCACAAGCCUUUUGUAUACAUUGUGUACGGUUCAGAGAGAUGCAGGAGACGGCAUACAGUGUCCAACUCUCAUGGUCUGGUUUGCACAAGGAGCAGUCUCUGGGGAAUUCAAGCUAAUGUCUUUGUCUUUCUACUUUAACUGCACGUCCUCUUCUUUUAGUGGGAGUUUCAUGUCAAUUUAGAUUGCUUUGGAUGUUUACGUUAGUUUUGCUCCCUCCACAAACAUGUUAACGCUAAUCAUUCAGACUUUUUUUUAAGGGCAUUGACUUUCACCUCAGAACUAUUCUCCUUCUUCAUGAUGGUGCAGAAAUGUUUUAGGUUAUUUCAUGUUGAUUUAAUAAUUUUUUGGUAGUUCAGUAGGACUGAGCUAGCCUUGCACAGCCUUGUUCACAUGUACUGUUCUGAUAACUAAUCUUUUGUUAUUUCCUCUUUGAGGUUCAUUUAUUUUGGGGUUUCCAUUGUAGUUCGAACAAUUUAAGCACUGUUCUCAUCAGCGUAAAAUACACUCAUAUUUAAUUUGUUUAAAUGCAAUUAAUAUGUAGAACAUAGAGUAGAAGCAACCCAAUUUGAUUAUAAAUAAUGUGUGCGUAGCUUGCUUCAAAGUAGAACAGUGCAACGGCAAGAAGUCUGUGGGAGAGUUAUCAAUAGAUAAUAAUGUGAUCAUAAUAAUAAUUCUCCAGAGUGAAGCAUUUGACUGACAAAUGUUACUGAAUUAUUCCCUUAAACACUUUCCCCUCCCUCCUAUUCUCACCCCUCUGUUUGAACACUAUACAUUCUAUAUAGUGUAUAUAUUAUUAUGGGGAAAUGCACAAAUCAUGUCCUGUAUUUAUUGUAUCUUUUUGAGGGGGAGGGGGAAUCUGGAUGGAAUUAUUUGACGUGUAAAAGCAGGGAAGCGAUUUAUUGUGGUGACUGUUUUAGGCCUUUUGAAUUUUCUUGGCCCAUGUGGAUAUUUGGGUGGGAUUAGGGAGUUCAUUUGUUCCCUGGCUCUUAAAGGGAAAUACCACUCAAACUAUUUUCAUAUUUGUUUCAUUAGUUCACUGUUGAUACGGUCCAAUAAUGUUUUGCAUGUCAGCAAUCAAGUUUAAGAUAGACAACUUUCAAAAUAAUUUGGUAUUUUUAAUCGCAUGACACUUUCUGUAUUUUUGAAAGUUCUAUAUCUUAAACUUGAUUGCUGACGUAAAACAUUUUGGAACCAUAUCAACAGUGAACUAAUGAAACAAAUAUGAAAAUAGUUUGAGUGGUAUUUUUCCUUAAAUGUAUUACAUUGUUAUUGUAAAGUUGCCCCGAGAUCCUGAUCUUGGGUCAGUUUUGUAUUUUCCCCACUAGGAUUUGGAAAGCUUAUCCAAGGGUAAACCUCAUAAUGUUCAUCUGCCAUAGUCAUUUUGGAGCACCAACUGUAUACUUGAACAAAUGGAAGCUAACUCUGUUAUGAACUUUUUGUUGUUGUUGGUUGUUGCUACAUACGGUUCUUUACUCUAAUUCUUCAGAGAAACUGCACCUUAAUGUUAUCGGAUGGAUAAAGGGAUUGUGUAGGGGUGGUGUAAUGGAGUGUACCUUCACUAAACGUUGCUUGUCAUACAAAA
This is a messenger RNA of Salvelinus sp. IW2-2015, 3608 nucleotides long. It is a transcript of the gene slc38a9, whose product is annotated as solute carrier family 38 member 9. Gene Ontology annotation, biological process: amino acid transmembrane transport. Gene Ontology annotation, molecular function: L-amino acid transmembrane transporter activity. The record is from RefSeq and is a predicted model, not a curated record. NCBI's taxonomy places the organism in Eukaryota, Metazoa, Chordata, Actinopteri, Salmoniformes, Salmonidae.